Molecule: messenger RNA, 1388 nt
Organism: Amoebophrya sp. A25
Lineage: Eukaryota; Dinophyceae; Syndiniales; Amoebophryaceae
Source: the annotation of a GenBank genome assembly
AUCUUCCUUCUGGAAGGAUCAUCAUCGGGAUCGGUAUUUUGCGCGUUGUACAAGCAAGAACUACAAAAAUAGCAUGGAGGUCAAAGUAGGAAAAGACCAGCAAUGCUCUUGGCAAGAAUUAUCACGACAGGUGGUAGUAUCGCAGGGGGAAUUUCAAGCGAUCAAAAUGAAGACAAAAGAUAUGGAUACUACUUUCGAAAUAUGAACGUCGAAAGAGCCACAGCCACGACUUUGGAAACGACAUCGAAUAUCUGAAAACAGGACGAUGCGUUCAACAAUCGGGGAGCUCGGCUGUCCCGGUUCAUCCGCAGGUGGUGGGAAGGACGGCACGGGGGAUCCACACCAACUACCUGCGCGGUAUUCCUGCCCUCAUCUCCUGUGGCAAGUCGAGAGCGAUCCGUAUGUGCACUCCCUCAUUCCAGACUUGGCAACGAGGGUACUUGAUGGCCUCACUGGUGGAAGGCCUAAUUCUGCUUUUCCAGAGUGCGUCGAUGUCGAGCUUCGCGUCCGAAGGGAGCACGACCAAAAUGUCACCGUGCAAAACUUGAGUUGUCACUUGCAGCAAUUGGUGCACUUUGCGCAGAAUCCACGGCUCAAGCAGGUCCUUUUGACCUUCAGCGACUUGCCACAGCUAGCGGCCGCUUUAGCAGGAGCGAUAAGGUCCUCGGAGGUUGCCGAUGGAGUCGGCGCUAGCUUUGGGGUGCAAGCACUGAGUCUCAUUUUCUUUCUGACGCAUCGUCCUGUGGUCUCUACCACGACGUCGCAAGGAGGGGAUCCGAAAAAUGUUGCAGCUUAUAGCUACUUCGGCAGCCAAUUGUUGCCGAUUCUAGUACAGCAUGCACUUGCGUCUGCGUCAGUGUCAUCGAGCAGGUCCUCGACAGGAGGACUAGAUCAUAGUCUCCAGUUUGGCGGAGUUCAUCUGCCUCUGCCUCUCACACUCGCUGUUCUGGCGAAUCUGCUAAGGGGAAAUGCGGUGGCGCAAGGCAGUGUGAAAGCCAUGAACGGCUAUCCCGAUCUCGUACAGAUUCUCAGAAGAUGGGCAUCUCCUCCAGCAGCACAGGAGUCAUGUGGCGGUGAGGAAAAGCAUCGGACUGGGAGAAGAGGAAGCGGCAGUGGCUCAUCAACUUACGAACCGCCAACGAUAUCGGCAUUUGACUACAUCUUGCCACCUACAUUCGAUUCAGCGCCUAUAGCCGCGCAGGAUUCGACCUCGGCUGAAGAAGAUUUACCACCUGUGAAAGUUGGUACGACAAUUAUUCCGUCUUAUGCAUGGGUACUACAAACAAGCUAGAAGUACUAAAUGAACAUGUAGUAAAGAACGUUAUCGACGCUAUUGUGCUUGUUCAUCUUGAACCAACAAGUAGGAGAAUGAACCUCACAUUAUCGCU